Messenger RNA from Papilio machaon (common yellow swallowtail), 876 nucleotides. RefSeq lists its product as uncharacterized. The coding region runs from base 1 to 876 and encodes 291 amino acids. Lineage: Eukaryota; Metazoa; Arthropoda; Insecta; Lepidoptera; Papilionidae. The record is from RefSeq and is a predicted model, not a curated record. The transcript has a single exon.
AUGCAAUUGGACUUUGGUUGUGCCAAUAUAACCGAGUCAGGCUGGAGGAAGCUGGGCACAGAAAGAAGAGCGCAAUGGAAGUGUCCGCAAUGUCGUCCUUCCUCGCCUACUAUGCCUGCAUCUGCUUCGGAGCCGUCGGUGUCUGCAUCACUUGACGUGAUUUUAUGUGAAAUCAGAGAUAUAAGGCGACAACUAGUGAAUUUGCCAACCUUAGUAGACGAUAUAAAAACUAUAAAAGAGGAGCUUUCCGAGCUUAAAAUGUUUUCCGAGUUCUCAAGCGGCAGGCUUGACGACUUUCAGGCUAAGCUUGUAGAACUAGAGGCCACAGUAGGCACUACCGUUGCAUUACGGGACUCAGUGAAUAUUGUUCAAGCUGACAUGGCCAAACUGCAAUUUAAAUUGGCCUCAGAUGACCAAAGAUCAAGACUGAACAAUGUUGAGAUCAAAGGCAUACCUCUGAAAACCAAUGAAAAUUUGUUCAGUAUUAUGGAGUCUAUCUGCCGUGAAGUCAAAUAUAACUGCCCCAAAUCGGCAAUAAACUAUAUUUCCAGAGUCCCCAUGCAGAACUCUAAAGAAAAACUUAUCAUAGUCAGCUUCUUAAACCGUUACAUCAAAGAAGAAUUUAUUGCUGCAGCGCGUGCUAUUAAGGAACUUACGACGUCAAACUUGGGAUUUCACUGUUCACCGCAGCGUGUCUACAUAAACGAUCAUCUCACCGUCGAGUCAAAACAAUUAUUAAGUAAAGUUAAAGCCAUAGCCAAAGAACGCAAUUACACAUUUGUAUGGGUAAAGUAUGGUAAAAUACAUAUCAGGAAAAAUACCUCGUCGAAAACUAUUAUUAUUAGGAAGGAGACAGAUUUAAACAAAAUUAUUUAA